GGUAGGACAGCGGGCACUUGGUCACCAGGCAUCAGGUCAUUUGGCUCGCCAGCGGGCACCGCGUCAUCUGGCAAGGCAGUGGGCACCGAGUCACCAGGCACGACAGCGGGCUCUGAGUCAAUUGGCACGACAACGGGCACCGGGUCAUCAGGUACCGGAUCGUCUGGCACGACAGCAGGCACCGGGUCAUCUGGUGCUGGAUCGUCUGGCUCGACAGCAGGCAUCGGGUCACCAGGCAUGACAGCGGGCACUGGGUCAUCAGGCAUUGGAUCGUCUGGCUCGACAGCGGGCAUCGGGUCACCAGGUAUGACAGCGGGCACCGGGUCAUCAGGUACCGGAUCGUCUGGAUCAACAGCGGGCAUCGAGUCAACUGGCCUAAUAGGAUCAUCAGGCUGGAUCAGCUAGAAUCAGAAGCAUCAGGCCGGGUAGAGGCAUCAGGCUGAAUGG
Messenger RNA from Staurois parvus, 447 nucleotides. NCBI's taxonomy places the organism in Eukaryota, Metazoa, Chordata, Amphibia, Anura, Ranidae. The record is from the annotation of a GenBank genome assembly.